Amoebophrya sp. A120 is the source of this 2570-nucleotide messenger RNA. Lineage: Eukaryota; Dinophyceae; Syndiniales; Amoebophryaceae. The record is from the annotation of a GenBank genome assembly.
AGCGAAGAGCAGUGGUGACAAGGUAUUGCAUCCGCUUGCAGCUUUCAGGAAGAUUGAGAAGUCAUUUGUUGCAAUCGGGAUCUUUAUCACGAGAUGGUGGAAACAAAACCGAAGGAAAAAUCGGCCAUCUCUUGUUCUCGUUUACCUUCGUCUCUUUCCUCUGCAAACCGCAGCGCAGCAGGAGGAGAUUCUUUGUCGCCCAGCGUGAAAAAGUCUGUAUCACCCACAAUCUCGUCUUCGUCCACUCUUGCAGCUGCAGCGGAGGGGUCGUGCGUCGCGGUUGUUGAAGAAAAAGUAACGGGUCGCGCUCAAGCUCAACAAGACCAAGACGCACGGCUAGAAGGUGUUGCAUGGUCUGCACCAAUUGCACAAUCUGGCACAUCAACGAGCACAGUUGAUGCUCUUCUCCCACCGGAAGUUCGUGGUACGGUCGAAGAACUACAGCAUAAUUAUCGAGAAAGUUCUUACACCGUCGAAGACGAAACCACGCACGACGACUGCUUCAUCGUGAAGUUCGAACACGCGGCGCCGGAGUUGGACGUCGAGGGCGCCCUGGACGAUGGCGCGACACGACCGCUGUUGGCGAAGGUGAAGGAAGCAGAGCGACAGGAUGAACAGCGGCCCUUCGGAAAAGUUGACAUGAAUUCAGGAGUUGACCUUGAUCCUACUGCUUCAACCCCACUACUUGAAACAGGUUGCAGUCAGCAUGCUGAAGAAGAUUCGUUCCACGGUGGCCCGCUGCAAACGAAAUGCCCGCAUCAAGUGGAACACAAGAACCACUCGAUCAAAAAAGCAGCGGACGCGGAGCACAAAAAUCAUAACCCCGAGGAGUCCUCUUCGACGUCGAAUUUACCCGUGCUACUUUCGGGGAAAGAAAAAGAUGAUGUGGACCUACAUGGUGUACUAAAUUCAACAGCAACUACAUCAAAACUGCACCACUUGGUGGAUCACCCGAUCAUGCUAGACAAUUUCACUGUUGUGCCGACCCAAAGCUGCGAAAAGCAUGGAAUAAGCUGCAAGGGAGGAAAUCGGGUUCACGAAGAUGGAACCACCGUUGUGAAUGCCGCGAAAUCAGCCGAAAAUAAAUCCAGCCUACAGCAAGUCACGCAGGUUCAAAUUGGAGUUACAAAUGAAGUCGAUGAGAACGUGAGGCACAAGAGUAUAACCAGGUGCAUGGGAGAUGUGAAAGACAGAAGUGGACGGCUGGCCCCCGACGAUGUGGUUUUGGAAAUAAGCAACCCUGCUGCCGUUGUACAGACCACGGGUCAAGAACAUCUCCAGAGGCGAAGUGACCAAGAGGAUAAGCCACAGGCACACGGUGUUCACAACGAAGAGCCGCUGGAACAACUACACGACACUCAAUCCGACCCCCUCGUAGUUCCUCCCGAACUACCCGUGAGUGUGAAACUGCGCAACAAGAUGGGGACUACAACGAGAAAACAGCACACGUCAACUUCCCGCGAUUCCACUUCUACACGAAUCGAAGAUUUGUACGAAAAGGACUCGAUCCGGGAGAAAAGGAAAAAACAAGCCGCGAACCGGAAUUGUUUGACCUGUUUGGUGAUCAAAUUCUUCUCAUAUCCACAGAAAAAAACCCAUCCAAUUUGUCAUGCAAAACACGUGUCAAGUCAUGUGUUUGUCAUGCAAAAAGUGGAUGUGGAUGGGUUUUUUUCUGUGGAUAUCUCAGUCGUGGCCUGUGGACUGAUCGUAGCGAUUGGAGUGGUCGGGUUGCUGCAGGCAGAGGUAAUAAACGAGGCGUUUUGCUCUUCGUCUUUCUAUAUCUAAUCUUGCGGUAGAACUACACUUGGAGAUGGUCCUAUUGAGAAGGGGAAGAAGAACCCCUGUAGUUUAUCAUUUGUGCAUAUGAGUGACAAGUCAAAAACAAUGACAAAUCCUUUUCCAGGCCGACAAUGCAAGACGGGCCGUUAAAGCUAUGGAAGCGCGAUUCUUGCAGCAGUCGUUGCAAGAUUCGAGAAAUUUCGCGUCCGCUGGGAUUAUAUUCAAUACGGUGCCUACCCCUGCGAAAAAGAGUGCUCUUCUCAAUAAGAACAUUGGAAGACAAGCAACGUCGUUUUUGCUACAGAAUGACCAGCUUCAACAGCAGCAAAACUUCGGGAAGGCAAACAAGGACGGCAAAGGAGUAAAUCCAGCAUUCGAACCCGAAUUGGAACCGGGGACGCCAGGGGGUCUUGGUGGAGGGCAGGCGGAAAAAUUACUGGCACCGCAGUAACCGUAAUGGCCGGAAAGUAACGUGUGGGAGUCGGUGUCUUCUUUUUUAGUUUCGCGGUGCGCGGAAAGUAUAGUGGUAACCAAGUGGCAGGAGUUCAUGAGCACGCAUGAGCCUGUGUGUGCACACAAAAAAUAUAACGAUGAACAUUUAGAUUUAGAUGCAUAAACACAUCUGGGACCGCCCGCGGGUUCCAAUGCAUUCUGGAUAUCCACUGAGUACGUCGACCGAACCGUCACGGUCACUGAUAUGCAUCUUCCCUUGCAAAUGAAAAUUGAUGAAGAAUUCUGAAUACAUACGUGGUUACUAACCUGGACACAGUUGUAGUAUCUCCACUUCUCAU